Molecule: messenger RNA, 2099 nt
Organism: Camponotus floridanus (Florida carpenter ant)
Lineage: Eukaryota; Metazoa; Arthropoda; Insecta; Hymenoptera; Formicidae
Gene: l(2)34Fd
Product: nucleolar protein 10
Exons: 11
Coding region: 72-2084 (670 amino acids)
Biological process (GO): maturation of SSU-rRNA from tricistronic rRNA transcript (SSU-rRNA, 5.8S rRNA, LSU-rRNA)
Cellular component (GO): 90S preribosome; small-subunit processome; nucleolus
Molecular function (GO): protein binding
Source: RefSeq, a predicted model, not a curated record
UCGAGAUAGAGCGUCGUUAAGAUUAGCACGUGUUCCUGCAUUUCCAAAAUAAAGUCUGUAUCUCGGUAAAGAUGCAGGUUUCUGCACCAAAUAAUAUAAAAAUUUACAAUCUUAGCGCUGGGAAAUCUCUCCCUGAGUGGUUAUCUGAGCGAAAGAGAAGAAACUUGUCAAAAAAGAAUGUCGAUAUACGACGACGUAUCGAGCUUAUACAAGACUUUGAUAUGCCUGGUGUGAGCACCUCUCUUAAGAUAUCUAAAGAUGAGCAACAUAUCCUUGUAACAGGCAUUUACAAGCCACGUGUAAAGUGUUUUGAUGUUCGUAAUUUAGCAUUGAAAUUUGAGAGAUGUUUUGAUUCUGAAGUGGUCGCUUUUGAAAUAUUAUCAGAUGAUUAUAGUAAAUUAAUAUUUCUACAUUGUGAUCGCCAUGUGGAAUUUCAUGCUGCACAUGGGAAAUAUUAUAGGCUCAGAGUACCAAAUUUUGGAAGAGAUCUAAAAUAUCAUUAUCCAUCGUGUGAUACUUUUAUUGUGGGUGAUAGUAAUAAGAUAUAUAGAGUAAAUCUUGAACGUGGUCAAUUUUUGCAACCGUUUGAAACAGAAGCAACAUCAAUAAACAAAUGUGAAAUAAACCCAUUGCAUCACUUACUCAUAGUUGGCACUCAGGAUGGAAAAGUUGAAGCUUGGGAUCCAAGAGUAAGGAAUAGAGUGGGUGUACUUGAUUGUGCCUUACAUUGUAUUACUCAAGACAAUUUAAAAACAGUUCCUGCGGUUACGGCAUUGAAAUUUCAAGGAGGUUUGAAUUUAGGAGUUGGUACAUCAGUAGGACAAGUAUUAUUGUUUGACAUAAGAUCUAGUAAACCAUUUUUGAUUAAAGAUCACAUGUAUGAAUUGCCAAUUAAAUGCAUAGACUUCCAUCAAAAGAUGGAUCUUGUUUACUCUAUGGACAGUUCCAUAGUAAAAAUAUGGGAGAAGGAUACUGGAAAAAAUUAUACUUCUAUAGAAGCUCAGUAUAACUUUAAUGAUUUAUGUGUUAUACCAAAUACUGGAAUGCUUUUGAUGUCUAAUGAAACUACAAAGAUGCAAAUAUAUUACAUUCCCAGCCUUGGUCCUGCCCCUUUUUGGUGCAGUUUCCUUGAUAAUCUCACAGAAGAAUUAGAAGAAUUGAAUUAUGAUAUUAUUUAUGAUGAUUAUAAAUUUAUAACUGAGAAGGAAUUAGACGAAUUAGGUCUUUCACAUCUGAAAGGCACUAAUUUACUCAGGGCUUAUAUGCAUGGUUACUUUGUAGAUAUACGAUUGUAUAGAAAAGCAAGGGAUGUAAUGAAACCGUUUGAAUUUGACGAAUAUAAGAAGAGAAGAAUCCGCGAGAAGAUUAAUGAGGAAACUGCCAGCAGAGUACAGAUACAAAAGUUACCAAGUGUGAAUCAAGAAUUGGCAUUGAAGCUGAUGUGUAAUGCAAGUGUUAAAAACAAAAAGAAACAAGUAUCUUCUAAUCUACUGAAAGACGAGCGAUUUAAAUCUCUUUUCAGUAAUCCUGACUUCCAAAUUGAUAAAAAUUCUACAGAAUAUGCUUUAUUAAAUCCUGUUAUUUCUCAACUUGAUAAAAAUAAAGCAGAAAAAUUAAAACAGCAAUUGGCACAAGAGGAAAAAACACAAGAUCGAUCUGAUGAGGACAAAUCACAAGGCAAUAGCUCGGAUGAAAGUCUUAUACACGAUAGUCCUGACGAUGAUAGUUCAGAUGAUGAAAAAGAAUGGGUUAAAGAAGUGCGAAAGAAUUAUCGUUUAAUAAGAAGAAAUGAAAGAGAGAAAGAGAGUGACGAUGAGGAUAACGAUGCGACUGCAAAGAAUGAAAUUCAUAAUGACAUAAAGUUCCAGGAGGGAGGAUUGGAGAGAAAGAAACAAAACAAAGUAAUAUUUGGCGAGAGAUUGGAAAGUGAAGAGAUGCAUAAUAUUAAAGUGUCCGGUUCGCGUGGCAGUAGGGAGAUGACUUUCGUUGUUGGAAAUAGAAAACGACCCGCGGAAACAAAACAUUAUCGGAAGGAAUACAACGUAUUACGCCCUGCGAGAAAUAUUUUCAAGAAGAAACAUUAAUUUAUAAAUUAAUUC